Messenger RNA from Branchiostoma belcheri (Belcher's lancelet), 1532 nucleotides. RefSeq lists its product as uncharacterized. Gene Ontology annotation, biological process: TRAIL-activated apoptotic signaling pathway; positive regulation of extrinsic apoptotic signaling pathway. Lineage: Eukaryota; Metazoa; Chordata; Leptocardii; Amphioxiformes; Branchiostomatidae. Gene Ontology annotation, molecular function: caspase binding; death receptor binding. The transcript is spliced from 6 exons. The coding region runs from base 197 to 1330 and encodes 377 amino acids. The record is from RefSeq and is a predicted model, not a curated record. Gene Ontology annotation, cellular component: CD95 death-inducing signaling complex; cytoplasm.
ACACGUUGGUGACCUUUCCCUUAAGACCCUUAAGACCGUUUGUGUGUUUGCGGCGAAAGAAUACGUCGAAAAAAGUGUAAGAAUACGUCGUAAAUGCGAUAUUCAUGUUUCACAACUUGCUGUGAGAGUCGAGUUGAACAGGCGUACGGACGUCAGAUCGCACGAGACACCAGGACCGACUUAACUAUCAUAAAACAUGGCUAACCAAGGCGUUCAGAAGUACUUUUUCCACACCAAGAACGCCGUGACAUCUGGGUGGAAGGACCUCGCCGAUUGUCUGGAAUUCGACUACCCAGAAAUCAGCAACAUAGAAGGCAGGAACCGGGAUGACAAGGCUCGCUGUAUGGACCUGUUACAUGAGUGGAAGAAGAAGAAGGGAAACGCUGCCACUACAGAGGUCCUGAUGAAGGCUCUGUAUAAUGCCGAUCUAGCGGGGAUUGUGGAUGCUUUGGUGGGUAGAUAUCCUGAGUUAGCAGUGUACCAGAUGCCACCAGUACAACCUCCAAGGGAGCAACCUACUAUGGUGCAGCCUCACCCAGCACCAAGGGUACAACCUAGUCAGGUGCCAAGGAGGCAACCUAGUCAUUGGGAUGAGCCAGCAAGUCAAGGUGAAAAAAAGUUGUUUAUCGUCCAUGGAGGAGAGGACAAGGACACCCUGGUUGAACCACUGGCACAGGAGAUUGUACAGCAAGGAAUGCCCCGGGAAAAUGUCUUCUUCGACAAGUGGUCCAUCGGGCACACGCAGGGCAUUAAACAGUCCAUAGCCUCAGCCAUUCAUGAUAGUUCCUGUAAGCUUGCUGUCAUAGUGAUCAGCGAAGAUAUGAUGAAGAAAUACUGGCCCAAGAAAGAGUUUGAGGAGUUUCUGAAGCGAGGGAUAAGAUUUUUCCCGAUUUUCUACGGCGUGAACCCUGCAGACGUUCGAACGAGUUAUUCGCCAACGCUGGCCGAUACUCGCGGGAAGGAAAUUCCCAGAACAGGGCACAGAGUGGAUGGAGCCUUGAUAGCAGGGACUGCAAACGAGAUCCUAACAGUCCUUCAGGAGUUGGGGGGUAGCUAUACAUGUAGCCAAGAUGUGAUGAUGAAGUAUUUCAAAGUCAUCGCCAAAGAGAUGCCGGCAGACUGGAAAGAGCUGGCACUGAACCUCGGUGUCCCCUGGGCCCAGAUCAAGGCAGUCAACCUACACAACUCAGCUGACCCCUGGACUUCUUGUCACGAGGUACUGGACAUGUGGCGCAAAACCAACGGCAGAGACGCAACCAAGGAAGACUUGAUAAAGGCUGUGAGUGAAACAGGCAACCAAGAAGUUGCAGAAAAGCUGAAAGAUCUGUAACUGGACUGUUACAUAUAAAUGAUAUAUUUGUACAUUGAUACCAGUUUUAUCUUUGCUGUUUUUGCUUGCUUGUAAACCAUAGCUCAACAAUUGUUUAACAAGAGCCAAUGUUUUUUGAGCUUGUAUAUUAUACCGAUCAAGUAAAUACAUGUAUUACCGGUAUGGUUUAUGACUUACCUGAGAACAUACAUGUAGUUUUAUG